ACAGUGCAGUACGCGGACCCAGGAAGAGAAAAAAAUGGUUGCUGAUGUUGAGGAAUGAUGAAGAACCAACCCCACAACGAAGUGAAUAAACUGGACCAUUACUUGCAUAUUGAGUUGUCAAGCUAAACCGACCACCAAAGACCUACUACACACAAGCAUGACUUGGAACUUUGGAGACAGUUGACCUCGAGCUCUUUGUGAUUGCAUUAUGGCACACUAAAUCCAGUCACUUCUAAUGCUGCUGUGGACAAAUGAACCCAUUCCCAAUGCUUUACAGCGACAGCCAUUUCUAAUAACUCAGUGAAGUAAUUUUCCUACCUUUCCAAAGUGUGGUGAAGUGUACACCUCUGCCAAAAUGUUCUCCGCUUUGAAGAAGCUGGUUGGUUCAGAGCCUGUCCCUCCAAAGGAGAAGGCCAUCCCUGCAGGUCUGCAGUCCAUGAACCAAAGCUUACAGAGGCGUUUCGCCAAGGGUGUCCAGUACAACAUGAAGAUUGUCAUCCGCGGAGACAGGAACACUGGGAAGAGCACCUUGUGGCAAAGACUUCAGGGACAGAAAUUUGUGGAGGAGUAUAUCCCAACUCAGGAGAUCCAGGUCACCAGCAUCCACUGGAGUUACAAAACAACGGAUGAUGUGGUGAAGGUGGAAGUGUGGGAUGUAGUGGACAAAGGCCAAAAAUACCCUCUUCCGGAAGGUGUAGGAAAAGGGAAAAAGAAAGGUGACAACCUCAAGUUGGAAAAUGAACCACAAGAGCAAUCAGACAAUGAAGUGGCAUUGGAUGCAGAAUUUCUGGAUGUUUACAAGAACUGCAACGGUGUGAUCAUGAUGUUUGACAUCACCAAACAAUGGACAUACAGUUACAUCUUGCGCGAGCUGCCAAAGGUUCCUAACCAUGUACCUGUAUGCGUCCUGGGCAACCAUCGGGACAUGGAAGAGCACCGCGUCAUCCUACCCGAAGACAUUCGGGAUUUCAUAGCGGGUCUCGACAGACCACUUGGCUCGUCUUACAUCCACUAUGCCGAGUCCUCCAUGAAAAACGGAUUUGGCCUGAAAUACUUGCACAGAUUUUUCAACAUUCCUUUCUUGCAACUCCAGAGGGAGACUCUGUUGCGGCAGCUGGAGACCAAUCAGCUGGACAUCGACGCCACGCUGGAGGAGCUGUGCGUGCAGCAGGAGACGGAGGACCAGAACUACGAGAUUUUCCUGGAGAUGAUGGACUCCCGGGGGAAAGGCUACAGCUCACCCGGCCGGACCAAUGGCCAGAGUCCUUCCUCGGGCUCUCAGUCCCCCGUCGUCCCCACGAGCAGGGACUCCCCAGACAGCUCCAGCCCCGGCACCCCUCUGCCUCCACAGGGAACAACACCACAGUCCCCUCCCACCUUCUCUCCAUCCUCCCUGCCUGAUGUCUCCAGGGCUGGGCCGUCGCCUACUCCGAUGGACGUCCAGACUCCAGAACCUCCGGUGCCCUCCACCUCCCCUGCUCCUGCUCCAGCAACCCCUGCCACUGCGGACCCCCCUCCCCAGAGGCGCGGCUUCAUAUCGCGGCUGUUCGGCUCAGCCCCUGCCCCGGAACUGGAACAUCCAGCUGUCCAACCAGAGUCCCCUGGCCCAGUGUGUCCCGAUAAGGUGCAGAGUGUGGAUGACUUUGUCCCUGAUGGGGGCCUGGACAAGAGCUUCCUGGAGGAGAGCAUCCCCAAGGCCAGCACGGGGCCCCCUCCCGCAGCCGCAGCCACGGCCCCAGGGGACAGCGACAGUGACGGCGACGGUGGCAACCCGAUGGUGGCCGGCUUUCAGGAUGACCUGGACCUUGAUGACCAGGAGGACGAGCCCCUGCCACCCCCCGCCGCCUCUGGUCCCAGCAAAGACCUCACGCUCUCCAGUGACGAGGAGGAGCAGCAGCAGAAGCAGCAGCCACAGCAGAUCAUUGUGGCACAGGACGAGGACCUGGAAUCGAAUCCCCCAAACCCCAUAGAGGACUUCAGCUUGCUGAGUGUGGAGAGUCAGAGCAGCUCCAAAGCGCCAGAGGAUGACGACCCUCCUGACAGCGUUGCAACUGAGCAGAUAGCGGUGGAGAGUCCAAUCCCUGGCAGCGUUGCAACAGAGCAGAUAGCGGUGGAGAGUCCGAUCCCAGUGCCAGCGCCUCCUCCUUUAGUAGCCUCGGUGCCGACACAGCCAGACAAGCAGAGCAGCAGCAGCACCAUCACUACCACCACCACCACCACCACCACCAGCAGCAGCCUCAGGAAGAGGGAGGAGGAGAGGGAGCGUGCAAGGGCCCUGGCAGAGUCCUCCGACUCGGAUGGGGAUGCCCCCGUGGCUAAGCAGAUGCUGUCCUUCGUCAUGGACGACCCCGACUUUGAGAGCGAGGAGUCGGACACACAGAAGGCGGCGAAGGAUUCGUUUCCUGUGAGGAACGACCUGUCUGACCUCUCGGACGAUGACAUCCUUCCCGCCAAAAUACCCGAGCCCAUGAAACCCAAUGUGGUGCCGUUUAAAAGCAAGAAUGACAAUGACCUCUUUGGUCUAGGAUUCGAGGACGUCAAAGCCACCAAAGUCAAAGACAUUAAGGAGAGCAGUGAUGAGGAAGAGGUGAAAGAAAGCAAGACCUCCACCAAAGAGAAGAAGAAAAAGAAGAAGAAGAGCAAAGAGGAGGAGGACAAAGCCAGCAAGAAGAAGCACAAGCACAAGAAGGAGAAGAAAGAUGAGACGGGAGGAGCAACUGGGGACGACAAGGAGAAGGAGAAGGAGAAGGAGAAGAGGAAGAAGAAGUCACGCAGCACUAAAAGCGGAGGAGAUUUGGACGACCUGGAGGCCUUUCUGGCUGGAGGAGAGGACGCUGGCAGGAGGGAGGAAGGGGAUUACGAAGCACUAUAGUGAGCACCUCCAUUUUGCUGGAGAGCGGAGGUUUCCUCACAUUUGGAUCGGAUCGCCAGUCCCAAUGGUGUGGUGGGGGCACUCGUGUGGAUGGAGGAGUUGCUGCCACCACCUUCAUGGAUGCUGGAAAUUGGCACACAAAUUGCUGGGUAACACGUGAAAAAAAGACUGGUGGAGUAGAUUUCAAAGACACAAGAUGGCAAUCUACUCAAUUGGCUGGAGGAUUUUAGCAUUUUUUUUGUCUGUGACAGGUAAAAGUUCUUAUGAAGCCAUUUUACCUUUUAUUUGUCAAUGGCAAGUUAUUAAGGCAUUUUACCAUUUACUUUUCCAUGACUUGUUUUUUUUUAUACUUAUGCCAUGCUCAUUUCCACUCCUGCACCACCCUGUCUGUUGCAGUGGAGGGCUGUAUUAUGCCACUGGAUUGCCCUUGGCACAGCGAGGCUGAUGCCCCCUGGGACAGUGUAGACUCACUGCAGUUUAGAGAUGCCCAUCUCUCAUCUUGGGCACAUGGUGCAAUAAGGACAGGCACUACUGAGAAGAAACACUCCAUUUAACUCUCACUCCACUAGCUUUUUCUAACAGGAAACAGCUAUUUUUUGUGUACCGGUACAUACCAAGAGACACCACUCCAUUUUUAUUUUGGCCCUGUUGCAUGCAGGGCUGUAAUGUUGCAUGCCUUUUUUUAAGUUGCUAUUGGAGAAAGUUGUUGUCGCUUAUUUUAUAUAUUUUGUUCUGUCCAUGAGAAUAUUUUUGUGAGGCUAAUAUGCGACUAACAAGUGCACAAUUUUUUUUUCUGACAUAACUUGGUGAUCUAUACACUGUAUUAAGUGUCAACUCCCUGCAUGAAUCUUUUUAUGUUGAUUUAACUUAACAAUGCCAUGCACAUGAACUUUGAUUCAGUGUUCGCUUCUUACAGUGUAUUCACUUCAUUUUUAUCAAUGCCUUAAAAAUUAUUGCAAAAAAGACAAAAAAAAGUGCAUGUUCUGGCACCUGCCAGCUACUCAGUUUUAAGUGAUCUUAUUCUAAUGUCUAGUAUCAUUAUCAUCAUGUUAAUGAAUUGUGAUUGUGUUUUAGCAGUGUUUAACAAGGCGCCUUACGGUCUUAAAGGUCUCCUGUGAAGCCAAGACUCUAUUACUAUCAUGGAGGUUGACAUUUCCUGCUAUGUCGAGGUCUUGACUCUUAGAUCGUCACUCUAAAGUCUACAAGGCAUGUAGGCUUUGUAGGAUAAUGAUGGCUGGCUACUGAUAUUAUCUUCCAAUUACUGGAUUAAACAUUUUAAUAAUGUCCAUCAAUUUCAAGAGACAAAAUAUAAAGAAAUAAUUGUUUUAAUUUCUUAAUUUAUUUUGAGGAGUUCUGCCAAUAGAGUUGGCCAUCUACAAUAGCUUUCAGUGAAAGAUUUGUUGAAAGUCCAGGUUCAGGGUGUGUAAAUACCAUCACAUCAUUUUUUCUAUUAAAAGACUGCAAUUUUACUCCACAGUGUAGUGCAUAAAGUAAAUUAUAAGAGAAUGUUUCCAUAAACAUGCAAAAUUCCAAGUACUUUUUAAGAGUAAAUAUUGUCAGGUACUCAUCGUAUUGGGUGGUUGUGCUUAGUCAUCUCUUGCCAGGAGAUUAGUCAAACCUUUCCGAAUGUGAAAGGUGUCACUACAGGACUCGCUAUACCUUCAGGUGAACUGAUCUGUGAGUACAGUGGAAACUCAUGUUAACAUGAAUGUUGGUAUGAAUGCGAAAAAAAGCAGCAGCACAGCUGACUCAGCUGGGUGAAGGUCUCAAGGAUGUCCAUCCUUGGUGGAGUCUUUACAAAGGACAUGUUAUAUGUUCUCCUGUGAUCAAACCAUAUCACCUGUGCCUGUCUGGCUGUGUCUGAAAUCCUCAACUUUCUCUCAGCUUUAUGUCUCUUUGCUUGUUUCUAUUUUUUUUACGGUGAUUUUUUUUGUCUUUGUGGGACUGUUAUGUAGAGGUUCUGUUCCAUGUAGCUGUUCUCCCAAAUGUAUCGACGCUGCAUGCUUAUUUAUGGUGUCUGUCUGCUGUGUUGCCUACUCCUGCGUACUGUUCUGUGUUGACUGGCUAACAGAGGUGAGAGUCGCCUGCGUGAGAAACGCAAAACUGGCUUUAAAAAAACAGCCAUCUGUACUGUAUGUCUCGGGUCGUUGCAAGUGACCUCAACUCUUUUACACCAACAGAUGGCAAUAUUCCCCCAACUGUUUUUUUUUUUUUUUUUUCAGUUCAAAGCAAAAAACAAGCUAUGCAUUGGACUGAUUGGCAGUACACAUUUAUGUUCUUAUUUUUUGUUUGUGUCUGAACUCCACUGACUGUCCAGUUGGACAAACGAAUGCACUAUCCUUCUCUUUGGUGCAUGAGACUUCAAUUCAUGGCAGAGAUUGGGGCAACUCCUUGGAAGUUAAGCCUGAAUUCAUGUUUAUUCCAUGACAACAACAUUUGUUUUCCUUUUAAGAACAUGUAUGCACUUGUGAAAUAAAUGCCAGCACAUUUUUUUUUUUA
Molecule: messenger RNA, 5371 nt
Organism: Engraulis encrasicolus (European anchovy)
Lineage: Eukaryota; Metazoa; Chordata; Actinopteri; Clupeiformes; Engraulidae
Gene: rabl6b
Product: RAB, member RAS oncogene family-like 6b
Exons: 17
Coding region: 356-2872 (838 amino acids)
Cellular component (GO): cytosol; nucleus
Molecular function (GO): GTP binding
Source: RefSeq, a predicted model, not a curated record